Molecule: messenger RNA, 921 nt
Organism: Drosophila ficusphila
Lineage: Eukaryota; Metazoa; Arthropoda; Insecta; Diptera; Drosophilidae
Exons: 4
Coding region: 123-803 (226 amino acids)
Source: RefSeq, a predicted model, not a curated record
UCAUCGUUGUUUGUUCGGUCGCCAACACAUAAACAGCAACACAACCAAUCCCCACGACGGAUCCCAAAGUCCUCAGAAUCCGGCAAAAAGUACGUUGAGUUGGCUCCCAACAAACGGUGACAAUGGCCCCCAAUGAUCCAUCGCAUCCUGGCAGCAAGUCCUCCGCCGUGGCGGUGGUCACCGCCAACCACUCCAUCUCGUAUGUGCAGUGCCAGAACCUCAAGUACAACGUCCUCAUCCUCGGCUGGCUGGGCGUGAUCAUCUCCACCGUCAUCCUGGGCAGCUCCGUGCUCACCAUUCACCUGCAGCAGGACAUCGAGCUGCUCCUCAAGCAGUGGCCCUUCAACUUGGUCCCGGUCGCAGAUCAGCAGCUACUGAUCAAUUUGUUGACCAUCUUUAGUACCAUUGCAUACGGACUGUCGUUGAUCAACUUGGGAGUCAGUUUGCUGUUGCUGAUAGGUAUCGCCCGGGACUCAAGUUGCCUAAUGUAUCCCUGGUUAAUCUAUAAUGGCGUUAUAUUCGGCUUUGGUCUUUAUUUGGGGGUUUUCUAUGCGACGGCAGGUCUGUUCAUUGACCUGUCGAGCUUUCUAAUGUGUCUUCUAGUAUUCACCCUUGUGCUGGUUAUUUUUUACAAGAUCUACCACGAGGUCUUCACCCUAUUCCGCGUGAUGGAGCAGCAGUCGAAGGAGGGGAUGGGCGGGAUGAGUGGGGGAUUCUACUACCAGGAUGCCGAGCACGGAUGGACCUCGGCCGGGGCUCCCUAUCAGCAGUUCUACCUGCCCCGCAUGCCAAUCCAAAAGUAACAUCCACUGUAGCAACAUCUCGACUUCAACAUCAACAGCAACGAAAAGAGAAAAAACAUCUAAAUUGCUUUUGGACUUCGUUUGUACGAUUAAUAAAUGGUUCACGGGUGCGAAUUCA